Messenger RNA from Acinonyx jubatus (cheetah), 1051 nucleotides. It is a transcript of the gene NTMT2, whose product is annotated as N-terminal Xaa-Pro-Lys N-methyltransferase 2. Gene Ontology annotation, molecular function: N-terminal protein N-methyltransferase activity. Lineage: Eukaryota; Metazoa; Chordata; Mammalia; Carnivora; Felidae. The record is from RefSeq and is a predicted model, not a curated record. The coding region runs from base 200 to 1051 and encodes 283 amino acids. Gene Ontology annotation, cellular component: cytoplasm. Gene Ontology annotation, biological process: N-terminal protein amino acid methylation. The transcript has 4 exons.
CGGAGGCAUGCGCCAGGAGCUUGACCUCCGGUGUCUGCUGCCCCUCCCCCACGCCCCAUGACAGCCUCUCCUGAUAUGGAUGGACAGGGGCUGGUUUAAAAUGACAGUCUCAAGUUCGUGUAGGAAGGGAAGGCUAAUUCAAAGAAACGGCCAGGCAAGCUUCCUGCCUCUGUAGGAAUAAUUUUCAUCCCCCUUGACCAUGGCCCACCUGGGAGCCCAUUUUGCCUUUCGAUCCCGCUGGCAGAAGACCGACGACGAACUCUGUCGACAUAGCAUGUCUUUCAUCCUUCACAGAGCCAUUCGCAAUGACUUCUUUCAGAGCUAUCUCUACCUGCUGGAAAAAAUUCCCCUGGUGAAAUUGUAUGCUUUAACAAGUCAAAUCAUCAAUGGGGAGAUGCAGUUCUAUGCCAGAGCUAAACUUUUCUAUCAAGAAGUACCAGCUACAGAAGAGGGUAUGAUGGGAAAUUUCAUUGAACUGUCCAUCCCAGAUAUCCAGGCUUCUCGGGACUUCCUUCGGAAGUUUGUUGGGGGCCCCGGGAGAGCUGGGACAGACUGUGCCUUGGAUUGUGGCUCUGGAAUAGGAAGGGUCAGCAAGCAUGUCUUGUUGCCGGUUUUCAAAAGCGUGGAACUGGUGGACAUGAUGGAAUCGUUCCUCGUCGAAGCCCAGAACUACCUGCAGGUCAACGGGGACAAGGUAGAAAGCUACCACUGCUACAACCUGCAGGAAUUUACACCCCCACUGGGGAGAUAUGAUGUCAUCUGGAUUCAGUGGGUCUCUGGGUACCUGACCGACAAAGACCUUCUUGUAUUUCUUUCCCGGUGCCGAGCUGGCCUGAAGGAAAACGGUGUCAUCAUACUGAAGGACAACGUGGCUCGGGAGGGCUGUAUCUUCGAUCUCUCGGACAGCAGUGUGACUCGGGACAUGGACAUCCUCCGGAGCCUCAUUAGGAAGAGCGGGCUGGUGGUGCUGGGCCAGAAGAAGCAGGAUGGCUUUCCAGAACAGUGCAUCCCGGUGUGGAUGUUCGCACUGCACAGUGAUGGACAGUCCUGA